AAGCCUGGUACCGGCACUCACUAUCCAGUCCCCUCACCAUGCCUCCCCGGCCAUCCCAGAAGCGAUCCGCCGCAUCAUCAGAGGACCCAUCGGCGUCCAAGAAAACACGCUUUCUCGAGCCAUCCGAAGACCCAGUCAACUUCGCCGAGGAGGUCGACUCCCAGCUCGAGAACCCCUCCGCCACGCGCCGCGGACGCGUCAAGACCGAGGGCUAUGAGUCGGACUCGAGCGGCGACGAAGACGAUGUUAAGCCCCGGGCGGGAAAGCCCGCUGACGUCGUGGACGAUGAGGACGACAUGUUCGCCGAGGCUGAGAAGCCCGCCCAGGAUGAUGACGGUCCUAAGCGCAAGGAGGAGAAGUUCCUGCGGUUGGGGGAUAUUGAGGGGCAGGAAUUCGACGAGCAGAAGUCGGGCGAUGAGGAUGAAGACGACGAGGACGAGCCCGCGGACGAGGAUGAGGCUGAGCGGCGGAAGAAGAAAGGGAUGGGAUAUGAGUUGUCUUCAUUCAACAUGCGCGAGGAGAUGGAGGAGGGGAAGUUCGCAGAGGACGGCACGUAUAUUAAGACAUUCGAUCCCCAUGCUAUCCACGACCGUUGGAUGGAGGGCCUUGACGAAGAGGAGAUCAAGAAGGCCCGGAAGAAACAUAGGGAACGGGAGAGGCAGGAAAGGGAGAGGCAAGCUGCGGAAGAGCGAGAGCUACAGCAGAGCGGGGGAAAAGAAGCCAUAGAAAAGCAGUUACUCGAGAUGCUGAAGAGGGGAGAGACCGUUCUGGAGGCACUGCAGCGCCUAGGAGCUAAAGCAAAGAAAAAUGGGUCUAAUCAGAAACGAACAAGACCCAACAACCGAAACAAGCCCGACGCAGGCAGCAACAACAUGGAUGUAGACGCUAAACCGGCACCACAUCAACCGACAGACAUCGAGCGUGUCACCGACCUAGCUUCAAAACUUAUGUCGUUCGGAGACACCGACAUCUACUCCAAGACAUGGGAGGAAAUAGUCCGUGCUGUACGCUCGUCAGGGAGCGUCGAUCCCUCUUGGGAGCCCCCAUCGGCGGAUAACGCGAAAUACGAGUUCAAAUGGGCGGUGCCAGACGCUACCGCGCCGGAAGGCCAGGUAUUUGGCCCGUACAGCGAGGACGAGAUGCAGGCUUGGUACAAGGCGUUUUACUUCGGUAGUGCCGGCGAGAAGGUCAAGGUCAGGAAGGUAGGCGGAGAAUGGGGUAGCUGGGAUGAAGUGCUAUGACACACGACUGCGCGGACUUAAUGUAUUGUACACUAUAUACCACAAGAUUGUAUCAAUAUCUAGUGUAUCUACCGGGUCGACGGGAAUUAAUGAGAGUGACGGGACAAUCAAGAUAUUAAGCAAGAAAAAGGAACAACCCGAGGACACACAGCACGAUCGAAAUGACCCUCCUGUACUCCGUCUAGCAAAUGGUUAUCGCUAUGUGCUUGCACAAUUUUGGAGGCUAGGGCAGAGGAACUCUAACAGGCGCGCGCCUUCGACUUGCUGGAGAAC
Molecule: messenger RNA, 1514 nt
Organism: Gloeophyllum trabeum ATCC 11539
Lineage: Eukaryota; Fungi; Basidiomycota; Agaricomycetes; Gloeophyllales; Gloeophyllaceae
Exons: 2
Coding region: 39-1241 (400 amino acids)
Cellular component (GO): U5 snRNP
Molecular function (GO): protein binding
Source: RefSeq, a predicted model, not a curated record